This is a messenger RNA of Drosophila busckii, 7220 nucleotides long. RefSeq names its product zinc finger protein 608. Gene Ontology annotation, cellular component: nucleus. Gene Ontology annotation, biological process: regulation of transcription by RNA polymerase II. The transcript has 10 exons. The coding region runs from base 253 to 6978 and encodes 2241 amino acids. The record is from RefSeq and is a predicted model, not a curated record. Lineage: Eukaryota; Metazoa; Arthropoda; Insecta; Diptera; Drosophilidae.
GAAAAUGAACAGUUUGGCCCGAGGGCCGAGGCCCUGUGUCUCUGUCUCCUACCUGAGUGGUGGCCUGGAAAACGCAGCAUUUUGGCAACAGCAACAACAACAAGUAGAACAACAGCAGUAUCAAGCUUUAUUUAACUACAACGAGAAGAUCAGCAACACUGGCUGCACAUUAUUAAAAAGUACGUUCCUAGCAAGCACUAUUGGUAGUACUUUGGGCCCGCACAGUGCGGCCGCCCGAUCGUUUGCGUCUGCAUGGAGUCAAUGAGACGUAACGAGGCAAACACUAGCCACCACCCGAAUAAGGUGGCCCUGAAUAGCAGCAACGUAGCAACGGAAAGCAAUAUUAAGAAUAAAUUGUUAGCUAAUUUAAGUGCGGCAAACGCAGCAGCAGCAGCAACAGCAACAACGGUAGCAGGAACAGCAACAACAGCAGCAGCAACAACAACGGCAGCCACGAAUCAAGCAUUGAAUUUCAAUAACAAAGUAAAGGCAACAACAGCAACGAAUAAUUUGCAAGGCAAUAGCGCGAUUAAGAAGCAAAAAUUAGUUGGUUCUAGUAGCAGGACAAACGCAAGUACAACGACAACUGGCAACGCAGCAGCGUCGAAUAGCAACAGCUCUUCCAAUUCCAAUUCCAAUUCCAGCGAGUCCAAAGAUACAAAUUUCGAGUACGAGGACGAGUGGAAUAUUGGCGGUAUACCAGAGCUACUAGACGAUUUAGACGCAGACAUAGAAAAGUCGGCGGCACAUUCGGGUGGUGGCAACCAAACGGCAACCGCCACAAAUAUAAAUGCAAAACAACUGAACAACAACAACAAUAAUAACAAUAAUAAUAAUAGCACAACAGCAGCAGCAGCAGCAACAGCAACAACUGUAGCUCCAACAGCUCACAAGUCGCACAAGACGACAUUGCAUAGCAAUUUGUCGGCCACAUCGCCAACCACAAUUAAGUUCACACGCCAGCCCCUACACAGCGGCGCCAACUCAGCGCCAGCAACGUCAACAGGCUCCAGCAGCAACAGCAGCAGCAGCUCAACUGUGUUGUCCUCCAGCGGUAAGAGUUCGUCUUCCUCAUCGGACAAGCAUCAUCAUCAUCAUCACCAUCGACAUCAUCAUAGCUCAUCUGGCAAGGGUCUAAAAUCCGCGCUAGUAGCACAACUCACGAGUCCCGGUCUCAAUAACAACAACAACAACAACAACCAUCAUCAAAACAACAACAGCAGCGGCAGCAGCAGCAGCGCUAAGAACAGUUCCGCCAGCACAUUGUCAUCAUCGACAUUUGCCGGCUUCUCCAAGGGCGGCAAUUUGGUUUCCUCUUGCGCCAGCCAGUCUUCCCAUAACAGCAGCAGCACUGGUCAGCAAGCCAAAUACUCCGCUGGCGGCAUGUCCUCGCAAACGGGCAGCGGCAGCGGCAGCAACUCGAGCAACAACAACAGCAGCAGCAGCGUAAGCGGCGCCAACAGCGCCGGCGGCAACAGCAACAGCAGCAUAGGCAACCUAGGUGGCGCCACUGCUAGUGGGCAGAGUGCACAAGGCGGCAGCAGCAGCGGUAAAUCGAGCGCAAAAAUGUCAAUUGAUCACCAGGCGACGCUCGAUAAAGGACUCAAAAUGAAGAUCAAGCGCACCAAGCCCGGCACCAAAAGCUCCGAGGCGAAGCACGAGAUCGUCAAAGCCCCCGAUCAACAGAACGGUGCAUUGGGCAACAAUGCCGGCGGCGGCCAAGAUGAUGCCGCUGGCAACAGCGGUGCCAGCACCAACAGCAGCAGCAGCAACGCCAAUGCGUCUUCCCUCAACAGCAACAACAACAGUAGUAGCAGCAGUAGUGGCAGCAGCAAUUCCAGCAGCAACAGCGGCUCUUCCAGUUCCAGCAGCAGCAAGAAGCAUCUCAACAAUGCCAGCAACAACAAUAGCAGCAGCAGCAGCGGCGGCGGCGGCGGCAAUCAAGGCAGCAACUCGCACGGCAGCAACAGCAACAGCGGCAGCAGCAGCAACAACAGCAGCAGCCAACAGUCAACGCCCACGCAGAGCAACAAGCGCGGCAGCUCCGGACAUCGGCGCGAGAAGACCAAGGACAAAAACGCACAUUCCAAUCGCCUCAGCGUGGACAAGUCAGCGGCCUCCGCAGCUGGCGAAAAAGACACGCCCGAGAAGAACGCCAGCAACAGCAGCGCCAGCAACAGCAACAGCUGCCAGUGCAAUGGCGACAUGAACGCAGCCAGUGGAGCUGCGCCAUGUGCUCAUCAUGCCUGCAUUCGACGUCUCUCCAAUGCCAGCAACAACAGCAACAGCAGCGGUGGCGGCAGCAACAGUUCCAGCGUCUCGGCUGUGCCUCCGGGCGUCUUUACACCCUCGGCCGGCUCGCCCGCCGCUGUGGUCUCUGCUGCUGCCUCGUUGUUGGCAGCGACAACUGCAGCCAGCAAUGCCACGCAGUCGGCGACGGGCAACAGCAGCAGCGGCGGCAAUGGCGUCAAUGCUGGCGCAGCCAAUGCACCCGGACCGCCUGGCAAGGAUGCUGGCAUUAAAAUCUCCUCACACAUUGCUGCCCAAUUGGCAGCAGCAGCCGCCAGCAGCAGCAGCAGCAACAACAACAACACAGGUGGCAACUAUGCGGCCGCCGGUCAGAGCAACAGCGCAGUCGUCGCUGCUGGCGGGGACAACAACAAGUUGGCCAAAAUGCUGGCGCCCGGCUUGAUCUCAGCCACCUGCCAUCACACCAUCUCAGUGCCCGCCUGCAGCGCCAACGAUGACGAAAGCAAAUCUCCGCCGGCUAAGCGUGCCAAGCACAGCGAUGGCAGCAAGGACAUGGUCGACAUAUGCAUUGGCACCUCCGUGGGCACCAUUACCGAGCCGGACUGCCUCGGUCCCUGCGAGCCCGGCACAUCGGUCACACUCGAGGGCAUCGUUUGGCACGAGACUGAGGGCGGCGUGCUGGUCGUGAACGUGACGUGGCGCGGCAAGACCUAUGUGGGCACGCUGCUCGACUGCACCCGACACGACUGGGCUCCUCCAAGAUUCUGUGAUUCACCAACUGAAGAAUUAGAUUCUCGCACACCCAAGGGACGCGGCAAGCGCGGACGCAGCGCUGGUCUCACGCCCGAUCUGAGCAACUUUACCGAGACCAGAAGCUCGAUUUAUUUCUCACAUGCACAGGUGCAUUCGAAGCUGCGCAAUGGCGCCACCAAGGGACGCGGCGCCACACGCAGCGCCUCGGGCAAUGCGGCGGCAGCGGCGGCGAGCAACAGCAGCUCGUCGGGCAAUGGCGGCGGCGCCACGCCCAGCACCUCGCCCACAAGCUUCCUACCGCCGCGUCCGGAGAAACGCAAGUCCAAGGACGAGGCGCCCUCGCCGCUCAAUGGCGAAGGCGUCGAUGGCAUGAGCAUGGUCAAUGCCAGCGGCAUACCCAUCUCGGCUAGUGGCGGUGGCCUGGCCACCCAGCCGCAGAGCCUGCUCAAUCCAGUGACCGGACUCAAUGUGCAAAUCAACACCAAGAAAUGUAAGACUGCCUCGCCCUGCGCGAUCUCCCCGGUGCUGCUCGAGUGCCCCGAGCAGGACUGCAGCAAGAAGUACAAGCAUGCCAAUGGCCUGCGCUAUCAUCAGUCCCAUGCGCAUGGCACUAGCGGCAGUGCCAGCAGCGGUGGCGGCGGCGCCAGUUCCAUGGACGAGGACUCCAUGCAGGCGCCCGAAGAGCCGGCGACGCCUCCGUCACCACAGCCGCCAGCAGUGGCAGCAGCCACAGCACCACAGACGCCACCAGCAGCUAGCAGCACUUCCGCGCCUGCAGUUCCAGCUGUGCCCAAUGGCAAUGCCACAGCAGCAGCCACAGCUGCAGCUGCUCCAGUUUGCCUCAACGACAGCAACAGCAACAACGCCGCCGAUGCAGCAGCUGCAGCGAAUCCCGCGUUACCAGCGCUGCCGCUGGUGGUGACAGCAGCGCCAGGCACAGCACAAGCUGCUCCGCCGCCGCCACAAGUAUCGCUGCUAGCACCAGCUGUGCCUGUGCCCACUGCAGCGAGCAAUCAGCCUGUGGCUGGCGGCAGCAUCACCGCCGGCAUCUCCGGCCAGGCACUCUCACAGCAUCAGCAACAACUGCUGGUGGGCGGUCUAGGUCUGCCCGGCAUGCUCUCCGAGCAACAGCAGCAGGCGUUGCUGCAACAAGGCGCAUUGAAAGCAGGCGUCUUGCGCUUUGGCCCGCCCGAUGCUGCAGCCUUGCAACAGCCGUCGCCUGGUGCUGCCUCACAGCAGUCACCGCCUGGCCAGAGUCCACUGCGUCCACCAAGUCUCACACAGGAUGCACAACAGCCGCCUGCGGGCUACGCACAGCAGCAAGCGCCGCCAGGCUUGAAGGGCUCGCCAGGCUUCAAUCCAGCCGCCGUCUCUGUGGGCAGCAAACAGAAGAAGAAUCGCAAGUCACCCGGACCUGCCGACUUCGAUGGCAGCGUUUCACGCGAGGAUGUGCAGAGUCCUGCCUACAGUGAUAUAUCGGACGAUUCAACGCCCGUUGGUGAGCCCGAGCUGCUAGACAAAUCACAGCCCAGCAAGCACAUUGAGCUGCUGGGCAAGAAGCCCAAUGAGGUGGUAGUCGGCGUGCCCACAGCUCCAGCGCCCAAUAUGCCGCCCUCGCUGGCCGGCUACAGCAUGUAUCCAUUUUAUCCGGCAGCGCAACAGCCGCAGCCGCCGCCACAGCAGCCAACGCAGCAGCAGCAGCAGCCGCAGUACAUGGUGCAAUCCGGACCAGAUGCACUGCAGCCAGGCAAGCCCACGCCGCAGCAGCAGCAGCAACAGCAAUUACCACAAACUGUGGCGCCACCGCCCAGCUCUCAGACGCAGCCAACGCAUCUGCUAGCGCCGCCUGCGCAACAAGCUGUGGCCCAUCUAACCGACUACAGCAACAAGAACAAAGAACCACCGCUGGAUCUCAUGACCAAGCCACCACAGCAGCAGCAGUCAGCUGGCCAGCAAGCCGGUCAGCCGGAAAACAAUGGCAAGGAUUCGCUAUCGAACAGCUCCCAAUCCGCGCAGUCGCAACCACCGCCGGUUAAUUUGAGCGCAGUGCCUGGACCGCCGCCUGGAGCGUUGCCACCUGGCAUGGCAGGCUUGGCGGGACUAGGUGGGCCCGCACCCGGCAAAGCGCUAGGACACUAUUAUCCUUACAACUUUAUACCACCGGGUUAUCCAUACAGCGUGGAUCCCAACUUUGGUCCCGUCUCCAUAGUAGCCUCGGAGGAAGCUGCUAAGCUGCAGCAAGCACAGCAACAACAACAACAGCAGCAGCAGCAACAGCAGCAGCAGCAACAACAACAAAUAGCAGCUGCUAGCAUUAAGGAGGAGCGCAUUAAGGAAAGUCCCAGUCCGCAUGAGAAUCCCAAGCACUUGCAGCCACAGCAACAGCUGCUGGCCAACAAGCUUAUCAAGCAGGAGCCGCUCAUCAAGCAGGAAAUCAAACAGGAGCCCAAUGUGGGACAGCAACCACCGCCGCAGCAUCAGCAGCAACAGCAGCAGCAGCAGCAACAACCGCCGCCGCCGCAGCCACAGCAGCCGCAUGCGUUGCAUCCCAAGGAUCUGCAAGCUUUGGGCGCCUAUCCGAGCAUCUAUCAGCGUCAUUCCAUGAGCCUGGCAGCAGCAGCACGAGAGGAGGAGCUGCGACGCUACUACAUGUUCUCGGAUCAGCAGCGUCGUCAGAAUGCAGCAGCAGCAGCGCAGAAUGCCGCUGGUCUACAGCCGCAUCCGGGCAUGCCACAGCAACACAAGGACGAGCAGCAGGCACAGCAGCAAGCACAGCAGCAGCAGCAACUUAGCAUAGCACAACAUCAGCAGCAGGCCAUGCAGCAGCAUCAUCAACAUAUGCAGCAACAGGCAGCGCAGCAGCAGCAACAACAGCAGCAGCAGCAGGCACAGCAGCAACAGCAACAAGCACAGCAGCAGCAGCAACAACAGCAGCAGCAGCAGCAACAGGCAGCGCAGCAAGCACAGCAACAACAGCAAAAACUUAAGCAAGCUGCCAAUGCCGCUGCCAACAACAAAGCCACCAAUCUAACCAAGGAGUCGCCCAAGCAAAAGAACAGCAACAAUGACGAUGACCAGCAACAGCUUAAGGUCAAGCAGGAGGGUCAGAAGCCCACCAUGGAAACGCAAGGGCCACCACCGCCGCCUACGUCGCAAUACUUUCUGCAUCCCUCGUACAUUUCGCCGGCGCCUUUUGGCUUCGAUCCCAAUCAUCCCAUGUAUCGCAAUGUGCUAAUGUCUGCUGCGGGUCCCUACAAUGCGCCGCCCUAUCAUCUGCCCAUACCACGCUACCAUGCGCCCGAGGAUCUGUCGCGCAAUCCAGGCACUAAAGCGCUGGAUGCACUGCAUCAUGCCGCCAGCCAGUAUUACACCACGCACAAAAUACACGAGCUCUCCGAGCGUGCGCUCAAGUCACCCACCAGCGCCAGCGGACCCGUCAAAGUCAGCGUCAGCAGUCCCAGCCUCGGACCGCCACAGCCCGGCGGGCCCAGCAACAGCGGACCUGGCUCCAAUCCCAAUGUGCUUGGCGGCAACGGGCCCAGUCAGCCUGGCUCUGCGCCGAGUGGUGCGGGCGGCGUACCCUUGAAUCUGCAACCACCACCUGGCAGUCUGGGUGCGCCGACGCCCAACAAACAAACCGACUUGUCCACACAAAAGUCGCAUGGCGUGGCGCCAGGCGCUGCGCUGGAUGCGCACAAGCAGCCCAUGCCUGGAGCACCGCCCAUUGGAGCGGGUCCCGCCGGAAAUGGAGCCGUAGGCGUACCUGGCGGUGCGGGCAACGGAGCUGGAGCCGGUGGAGCCGGCGCCGAUUCACGUAGCCCGCCACCGCAACGACAUGUGCACACACACCAUCAUACACACGUCGGCCUUGGCUAUCCCAUGUACCCAGCUCCCUAUGGAGCGGCGGUCUUGGCAAGUCAACAAGCGGCGGCUGUAGCUGUGAUAAAUCCAUUUCCGCCGGGACCGUCAAAAUGAGAUCAACUGAACAAUGGCAGCAAUGAGAAGAAGGCCUACAAUGUGAAGAACAACUAGUGCCCAGCUGUGAACGACUAGGAUCAUCAAGGGCCUGGGGGAGCGCGUGCACAAACAGCUAAACCAUACAUAUAUAAUAUAUAGUUUAUUUUUACAAUGUUACAAACUGCAAGCACCCCCCAAAAAUCAAACAAACUACAACAAAAAACAAAACACAACAACCACAAACAAAACAAAACAAAAAC